CUUUCACAUAACCAUCUUCCAAUUGCUAAUUCGGAGGGUAAUUUGGUAACUUUCCGAAGUUUCUCCCUUGGGGAGUGAAGAAAGGGUUGGGUAGAAAUACGAGAGAUAGACCUUUCCUUCUUCUUCGGCUUUUCUUCAUGGAUACUGAUGGGUUUUCUGCCCUCUGUAAUCAUGAUCCCCCAAAACCAUCAUUACCAGUCUUGAAACUACUCUCUCUCUCUCUCUCUGGAUUUACAUGACAGCCAAGGCACCACAUGGUGUGCAGACUAUCAACAGUUAUGGAAACACAUCCAACUAUUUAUAUGGUCUCACGAGCCACUCCCUGCUAUCUCAAAUCCAACUCAUUCCUUCAAAAUAGCAAGAGUACUUCCUCCUCCUUGUACUUCUACUUGUCCUUAGAUAAAAAUAUGUGUCUUCGUGCUACAGAGUGGAUUACUCCACCAAAACCCCUGUUUUCUAGAACCCGAAAGCAACAACGGAAGCGAUCCAACGUUCGAAUUCACAGACUCAACAGGAGGGAAAGGAAAUCCGAAGAGAAGGUUGGGAAGGAUAUGGAGCUGGAGAACUUGAAGCUGUACAAGGAGAACAUGAGUAUUAUGGAAGAAAACAACAAGUUGAGGAAGAAAGCUACCCUCCUACACCAAGAGAACCUCGCCUUGAUGUCCGAGUUGAUUCGGAAGAAAUUCUCUCACUCCGGACAGGAGUAUCUAUCUCUCCGAUACUCUCUUCCUCCUCCAGAACCCUAGGAUCAAAUGAACAGGAGUAUCUAUCUCUCUCUGAGUCGACGUAUCCGAUCUGGUUGGGGACAGAUAGGCUUGUUUAGUACUCUAUGUUGGUGAAGACUUUGCAUGCCCGUGCAGUAUCAUGUCGACCGUCUAACAUCUGUGUUCGAGUUUAGUUUUUUUUCAUGUCUUCUUCUCUUCAAAUGUUAAAAGUAGUUUCUUUUAAUUUUAAAACUACAUAUGGCUCUGUUGGAUUAA
Messenger RNA from Rhododendron vialii, 980 nucleotides. RefSeq names its product protein LITTLE ZIPPER 1-like. The record is from RefSeq and is a predicted model, not a curated record. The coding region runs from base 255 to 746 and encodes 163 amino acids. The transcript is spliced from 2 exons. NCBI's taxonomy places the organism in Eukaryota, Viridiplantae, Streptophyta, Magnoliopsida, Ericales, Ericaceae.